Molecule: messenger RNA, 1734 nt
Organism: Xenia sp. Carnegie-2017
Lineage: Eukaryota; Metazoa; Cnidaria; Anthozoa; Malacalcyonacea; Xeniidae
Product: tRNA-dihydrouridine(47) synthase [NAD(P)(+)]-like
Biological process (GO): tRNA processing
Molecular function (GO): tRNA dihydrouridine synthase activity; flavin adenine dinucleotide binding; metal ion binding
Source: RefSeq, a predicted model, not a curated record
AUGAGGAUGAACCACCCACAAGAAACGCCAAAGGGCAUGAACAAGAAAAGACCAAGGAAUCCUAAUCCCUUGGCAAAAGAUAAGAUUUGCUUGCAGUUUUUAGAUGGCAAGUGUAAAUUUGGAGAUAAAUGCUACUAUUCUCAUGACUUACAGAUCUUAAUAAAACAUCGUCAGCCAGAUAUUCCUGGAAAGUGCAGAAACUUUGAGCUGUAUGGAAAUUGUCCUUACAGCAUUACAUGUAGAUUUGGCAAACAGCAUCUCACUGAGGAUUUUAUAAAUGUUACAAGAGAAUGUUGCAAUGGAUCAUACAAUGAUCAAAUCAUGAAUAUUUUAAGUAAAUCUUUGCAAGUUAAACUAAGGAAAAACAAUUUAUUUCCCAAAUCUGAUGAUUACAUAAAGCAGAUAAAAGAAUCAAAGGUACAAUCUCAAGAUAAUGAUCAAACUGUACAGACUUUGGGAGCUUUCACAAAUGAGAAUGUGAUAAUGAUGAAGCCUGCAGAAAAGAAGAAGAUUGAUUUCUCUGGCAAGUUAUAUUUGGCUCCCCUUACAACAGUUGGUAAUUUACCCUUCAGAAGAUUAUGCAAGUCUCAUGGAGCAGAUGUUACAUGUGGUGAAAUGGCUAUGUGUACUAAACUUCUCCAGGGUACGCUUUCCGAGUGGGCCUUAAUAAAGCGCCACUCAUGUGAAGAUAUAUUUGGUGUCCAGCUCUGUGGAAGCUUUCCCGAUACUAUGAGUAAAUGCGCCGAACUAUUGCAAGACCAGGCUGAAAUUGAUUUUAUUGAUGUUAAUGUUGGAUGUCCCAUCGAUCUGGUCUUUAAUAAGGGAGCGGGUUCUGCUUUGAUGGAAAGAUCAAGACGCUUUGGAGAAAUCGUUUGUGCAAUGAACCACGUCUUGGAUAUUCCUCUUACUGUAAAAAUGAGAACAGGCGUUCAUGAUAAAAAGUGGAAUGCUCUUCAACUUAUUCCUAAAAUCAGAAAUUGGGGAGCCUCCCUUGUGACUUUACAUGGUAGAUCACGUGAACAACGCUAUACUAAGUCAGCAGAUUGGAAUUAUAUACAUCAGUGUGCUCAAGCCGCUUCCCCAAUGCCUUUGUUUGGAAAUGGGGACAUUUUUUCAUUUGAGGAUGUGGAGCGACACAGACAGGAAACUGGAGUUUCUGGAGUCAUGAUAGCAAGAGGGGCUCUGAUAAAACCGUGGAUUUUCACGGAAAUUAAAGAAAAAAGACAUUGGGAUAUAUCCUCAACAGAGCGAUUAGAUAUUGUCAAAGAAUACGUGAACUACGGUUUAGAGCACUGGGGAUCUGAUACCGAGGGUGUUGAAAGGACAAGGCGUUUUCUUUUAGAAUGGUUAUCAUUCCUAUACAGGCAAGUAAUUUAUAUAUAUUCCGUUGGAUUACUUGAGAGACUACCACAACAAAUCAAUGAAAGACCUCCACCGUAUUUUGGACGAAAUGAUUUGGAAACACUGUUCGCGAGCAAUAAGUGUGAAGAUUGGGUAAAAAUAAGUGAAAUGUUCCUUGGACCCGUUCCGUCUGAUUUUCAAUUUCUUCCAAAACACAAAGCGAAUUCUUACUCUUAAAAUGGAAACCUCUUAAGAAUUCAUGGCUGUGGAACGUUGAAUUAUUCCUUAGUAGAUGUGGUAGAGAACGUUGAUGGAUAUGAUUGUAAAUAGUUAAGCAUCAUUUUGCCAUGUGUGAAAUGAUAAACACAAAACCUAAUAAUCUUUUUGCGUGUA